Microthlaspi erraticum is the source of this 279-nucleotide messenger RNA. NCBI's taxonomy places the organism in Eukaryota, Viridiplantae, Streptophyta, Magnoliopsida, Brassicales, Brassicaceae. The record is from the annotation of a GenBank genome assembly.
AUGACUCGUAUCGCUUUCCCAAACCUGGAUCCCACUGAUCCAUUCCACGCAUCGUUCGUGGCUGUUCAAGGAAACGCCGAUCACGGCGUCAAGUUGAAAACCGGCCUCAGCUCAGCUCACCGCCUUCAACGCAGGCUUUCCUCCGAUCUCCGCCCUCUCGCCGCCGCGGAUCUUGCCGGCGACGGUAUCCCCUCUGAAGAAAGACGUCGUACCUCGUCUUCCACUCCCGAUGAAUCUAUUCGCCAAGUCAUGUACCUCAACUGCUGGAGCCAAGGCUAA